This is a messenger RNA of Trematomus bernacchii (emerald rockcod), 2026 nucleotides long. Its product is annotated as TNFAIP3-interacting protein 3-like. Gene Ontology annotation, biological process: cellular response to lipopolysaccharide; regulation of transcription by RNA polymerase II. Lineage: Eukaryota; Metazoa; Chordata; Actinopteri; Perciformes; Nototheniidae. The record is from RefSeq and is a predicted model, not a curated record. The transcript is spliced from 10 exons. The coding region runs from base 172 to 987 and encodes 271 amino acids.
UCGUCAGCGGCCCUGCCCCUGAAUACACCCCGCCGCGCGAGGGAAUCCCGGCAUGUGAUUGGACAAUGCCGGCUUCCCCACGUCAUUCAGAAUCCUGAUUAUAAAAUGUGCGGUACAAGGAGUCACUGCUUCAGAAUCCAGCUGUUGUGGAGGACACGAUAAUCUGACAACAUGUUACAACAAGCAAACCCAAUGGACAGGCCAGCUGUGGAGAGAUCACAGACCACAGACAACAGACGGACACACAGACUGUAUCCAUCACUGCCAGGCAUAAACAGGUAUGAUGUUUGUGUGGCGGUUUGCUCAACUGGAGAAAAGCCUCAUUCCGCUGCAGUUCAUCUUCCCGAGAGCCUGCUGAGAGACAAUCAGUCAAAAACUUCAGCUGCCAGCAGUGAUGUCAGAAUGAAAGCCCAGAUAUGUAUCUUGGAAAAGCAAAGGCAGGAGCUUCUGUGUAUUAAUGAGAAAUGGGCAAAAGAGUACCGCACCAUGGUACGAUACUACAAAGAAAGGGUUCAGGAUUUAAAAACAUUACUGCAACAUGAUCCCCUCGCAGUGGAGAUUUGUGAAGGAGGAAAGAACGUCACAUCAAACAAGAAAGCCGAAGACAAAGAGAGCACAUGGACUGGUGAGGAAGUACUAAAAGCAGAAAAAGAGGCGGAGGAGCUGCGAGCACAAAACAACACUCUGACCCGGAGAGGGCAGCAUCAGCAUGAGGAGAUCCUAAGAUUGAACAAGGCACUAGAAGAGGCUCUUCAGAAUACUAAUCCUCUCGAUGCGAGCAGUGAAACACUACAGGAUAUCUGGAAACAUCAGGCCCAGGUUUACAAGGAAGACUUUUUGACGGAGCGCAGGGACAGGGAGAAGCUGAAGGAGAAGAAUCUGGAACAGGAGAACAAAUAUAGAAAAGUUCACAGUGAGCUACGUGUCCUCAAAUCUCAGGUGGCUCGAACACCACAGCCUGUACUUGAAUGCACCUGCACAAAUUGAGCCACAACUCCAAACUGGGAGGUCCGCAAGAUUAACCAGAAACACAUCCAACUACAAAGACGCUAUACACUUAACAACAAACUCUGAAAUUCAACAUCCUCCUCAGAUCAGAGUUCAUCAUUAACAAUGUGAGACUUUAGUUUAUCAGGCAGGACAACAUCAAGGAAGUGAGCUCUGUUCUGCUUCAGUCCUUGGCCGACUGUCUGCUGCAGAUUCAGAUUCAGGUAGUUUUUGUUUUGGUCGUAAAGAGGCCAAUCCACUAAUCUGGGCCCAUUUGGAGACCUAGGAAUAAAAAAAAAACCCACUAAGACUGGGAAAUAGAAAUGUGAAAGCAAUGUGAACUAGUAGACUAAACACUUCCUAAGAGGAAAAAAGCAGCAAAGAAUGAAAUAAAAUACUCUACCCGCUGCGUGCAAAGUUUGCUAUGUACGCCAUUGCAAACUUACUCAGUUCCUCUUCUUCUUGUGACACAUGUCCUAUACUUUGAAUAUGAAUUAUUGCACAUCCAUAACACUAUUGACUUUAUCAAAAGUGCAACAAUAAGGCUUGUUUCCAGUACCUGUAACCACAGUGUGUCCGGUACAAAAGCAGGCUCUGAGAAAAAACAAAGCAUCAUCAUAGUGAUCUGCUUGGACAAAAGUGGGUCUCGUGCUGCCGUGCAUCAGAGGAGAAUGCUGAAAUUCGUACACGUACACAGGCACGCCCGCGUCUGGAGAAGGAAUUAAAUGCAAAUCAUGUUGUAAUGAUGAGGUUUGUGAUGGAGUCACCGCAAAUUACCUCUGUGGUAUGCAACCACUUUAAGAACAGGAAGAACGAGCACCAUGUCGCCAAGUAUCUCUCUGAAAACGUCACGUACGUUCUAUGGAGAGUCGGCCUGUUGCAGGUAUUCAUUCAGUAUUAGUUCAUUUGCACCUGAGGCCUGUCAGAGGAAAUAUAGAGGUAGAAGAAGGAGAAUUAAUAUAUAAGAACAUUUUUUUAGUAUAUUUAUGAAUACUUGAAGGAUUUUUGGUUUCUAUUUGUUGUUUAUUUAUCAUGGAAA